Molecule: messenger RNA, 3094 nt
Organism: Acanthaster planci (crown-of-thorns starfish)
Lineage: Eukaryota; Metazoa; Echinodermata; Asteroidea; Valvatida; Acanthasteridae
Product: gamma-aminobutyric acid type B receptor subunit 2-like
Biological process (GO): G protein-coupled receptor signaling pathway; gamma-aminobutyric acid signaling pathway
Cellular component (GO): G protein-coupled receptor heterodimeric complex; membrane
Molecular function (GO): G protein-coupled GABA receptor activity
Source: RefSeq, a predicted model, not a curated record
GGCACAGCUCGAGCUCUUCCGACUGUUCGGCUGGAACAAGAUCGCCAUUCUACACCAGACCAAGGAGCCGCACGUCGGGGUCAUAAACGAGCUACAGAAUUUGGUAUCGGCCAGUAACUAUUCGAUUAUUGGUGCUGAGAGUUUUUACAAGGACCCUUAUGAUGCCAUUGAACGCCUCAGGAAUAAAGAUGUCCGAAUCAUUGUAUCUAGUUUCUACGAGGACGUCGUGUGGAAGGUCUUUUGCAGCAUUUACAAGUUGGGCAUGUUCGGGCCCAACUACGUGUGGAUCAUCCCUGGUUAUUUCACCAAUGGCUGGUGGGCAGCGGACAACAACGGCGUAGAAUGCACACCGGAGCAGUUGAAGACGGCCAGCGAGGGGUACCUGACUAUCACCUUCAGUAUGUACGGGCUGAGUGAAGACCCGGGUAUAUGUGGGAAGACGCCACAAGAGUUCCGGGAGGAGAUCGCCAGUGAGGUCGGCUACACCAUCUCGGUCACAAACCGCGGCUCAGCUGCCAUGGGUUACGACGGCAUCUGGGCCUUGGCCCUGGCCAUGGAUCAGGCAGAGGCCGACCUGACCGGCCGGCUGGAUUCGUACCGGUACGGGGACGUGGAGUACGCCCGGUCGGUCGGUAGAAGCAUCCACCGUCUCGGCUUCGACGGUAUGUCGGGCCCGGUACGUUUUGCUGAAGGUGGUUACAGAAUCGGAAACCUAUUGAUCGAGCAAAAUAUUGAUGGGAAAGAGGUCGUGGUUGGGACGUACGACAACAUCGCCGACCUGAUCAGGUGGUCUGUACCUAUCAAAAAGCUGUGGUAUUACAGUGGUGGGGCGCCCCCUUUCGAUUCGGAUAUUACAAAGACGGUUGAGUAUCUCCAAGGGAACCCUGUGGCCUUCAUCGCAGCCGUGAGUGUCCUCGCAUCCGUGGGACUGAUCCUCGCCGUCAUGUUCCUGAUCUUCAAUAUCUGGAAACGGCACAACAGGCAAAUCAAAAUGUCCAGCCCAAAGAUAAAUAACAUCAUCUCUGUCGGAAUCAUGCUAGCGUACAUAAGUGUGGCUCUCCUUGGCAUCGAUCGCCCCAUGGUGGACCACGAGAACGCCCUCCUUGCGAUUUGCAGGAUACGCUCCUGGAUCAUGCCCCUGGCGUUCACUCUUGCGUUUGGAGGAAUGUUCACCAAGAUGUGGAGGGUGUAUAGUAUCGUCAUCGCCAACAAGACCAAAAGAAAGGUGAUAAAAGACUACUAUCUCUUUGGCAUCAUCGCCGUGCUGCUGUUGGUGGAUUUUGCCAUUCUUAUCCCCUGGCAGAUCAUCGAUCCGAUACGCAUCGAGGAAAAGCGGCUCCCCGUUCCACAGAAUGAAGUGGAUCUCGAACGACACGAGAAACGGGUCAAACUGAACGUCAUCUGCACGUCCAAUAACAAUACCAUAUGGACACUGGUGCUCAUCAUUUAUAAAGCGUUUGUCGUCGUGUUCGGCGCUUUCCUGGCUUGGUCAACAAGAAACAUCAAAGUGUCUGGCUUGAACGACAGCCAUUACGUGGGCUUGUCCAUCUACAACACCGUCAUCUGCUGUGUGGUAGCUGUGCCUCUCUCCUUGCUAAAUGUCUCCUCCACCACUGUGACCUUUGCCCUCGUGUCUGGAUUUCUGCUGCUCUGCAUUACGGUGUCGCUCUGCAUGCUGUUUAUUCCGAAGAUUGUUGCGGUCUACCGCAAGAACACCGUUGCAGACGAGUCUUUCCUGGGAACGAGGUUCGGAACGACUGUAGGGGCGCCCAGAGUGACUACGGGCGCGCUUGGCAACGACCUGCCGACAACCAGCGCAGUGGUGGAGUCCCGCACGACUGGGGCAUUGCUGGAUGCUGCACCUAACUCCGUGAAAUCUUGAGGCGGUUGACUGGCCUGCAUUUUGGCCACAUCAACCACCAUACUGGUACAGCUGUUGCCUGGGGUUGCCAUGUGGCCUACACUGCUAUUUCAGUGACGGAGCUCUUGGUACAUCGCUAUUGAAUAUGCACGGUUUGUAUAUAGAUCACGUUACUGCUCACUUAGACUCACCACCCUACAAAUAAAACUAUACUGGAGUCGCACUCGGGACGUUUUUUUCCGUUUCUAUUUUGGUCAUUGGUUAUUUCAUUUAUUUAUACAUUUGUUUGCUACUAUCGUAGUGCUUGUAUUACGUCUUUCUUUUGACUAUAAACGAGAACCAAAGAUUGAAAUUUUCUCAUCGCUGUUUCAAGAUGGCGUAUAGCAGUUUUUCUGUUGUCCCCAAAUAAUUGGGUUAUAUAAGUUAUCCAUAUUUGUUGUUACACGCACUAACCCGAAGCAGGCAUUCUCUUCCAGGGAGUAAAAACCAGGGGCAGUGAUUUAGGCCCAAUGCCGAAUAUGGAGUGAAAAAACCCACAUUUUAUCAGUGUGGUCUACUACGACAUGUUUCGUCUUCUGCCUGGCCGAUUUCCUCUGUAGGAUGACGCAAUUUAGUUUUCUUUUCGUCGCUUUGAGAAACACAAAUGAUGUUCCUUUUGGUGGUUAUGAAAGUAGGCUCUUGUUUACAGCAAGCUGCAGGUCCACGUUUUGCCUGACUUUGGGCCCUGAGCAGGACCAAAGAAGGGGCGCAAUUUUCCAAGCAACGGAGGCACCUUUGGUCGGAGCUUCACUUUGAUAGUCCACGAACGACUGUGACACCCGCUGCAGUUGCAUUCGCUACCGACAAUAUGAACACUCUCCACUAACAUGGCUCUUUUCAACCGAUGAGGGCGUGUUUUUGCUCAAGGCGCUUGCGAUGCCUACAGUCGCCGCAUUUACUCCACGAUGUUGAAACCAUCAUGUCAGCAGCAGUUCAUCUUUGUCAUUUGUGUAUUUUACUCCUCUAUAAGCCAACACAGUUGUUCUAAACCUUCAGUUGGGAGCCUAUGAACAUACCUGAUGACGUUGCAGCCCAGAGAAGAUUGUAUACUCUUGACAAAAACCCCUAUUCUAAGAUUUUGAUUUCAGAUAAAAAAGUUGCAGAGUCAUGUUUUUAAUAAGAGAAUAAAUAUGUUACUGGCCGGCCUUAAACGCACGUUGUUGUUUUUUUUAUUUGUUAUUUUUUUCUGAAAAU